AACCAAUUAACACAGGACAUACUAGCUGGUAAGAUAGCAUACAAACUCGUCAAUCUCCAUACCGUAUUGCUAGGUGAAAAAACUUACAGAAGGGUUAAUAAUAUAAGACCUUGUUCUGGUCAAUUAAUUUUUAGUUUUCAAAAGAGAGAAUGAAAUCAAAGAGAGAAGACAAGGAAAGAAGAAAGCCAAUGUCAACUGCCAACAUGCUGGACCCUCAAAUUUUAGAAGAAAAAAUAAACAAAUGAAGAGCACCUAUUACAACCAGUUGCUGACCAUAUAUUGGCUGUCCAUUAGAUGGAUAUGACUUCUGCAGCUCCGCUUGCCUGCUUUCCCAUUCAUUCAGAUUUCACUAAUGUCCCUGAUAAGAGAACUCAGAAUUGCAGAUCAAAGGUUAAAACAUCCAAAAAUCAACAUCUGUCGCUAGAAGGCUCUUUGAGGUAUUUUUCAGUCGAUGGCCUGGAUGCAAAAGGUUUUGGCACCACGCAUAUACCGCAAAAAUUCUAGAAGACCGCAGCCAUUUCCUGAAGCACUUACAGUCGAUGGCUUUUGGCUGGUCUUACCCAUUAUGCUCAAGAAACAAGUGGUAAUGUAAUGCUGACGUAGUUCCCAGCAACUGGAGAGGGGACCAAUCUGGACCAGUUCAAGAUUCUAGUCCUGUACUUAUCAUAACAGGUCAAAUUAGCCUCUAAUUGCAAGUUCUAACUAACAAUUCCAAGAGACUGGUAAUGUUUCCUUAACCAGAGGUCAGCUUUCAUGAUGAUGGGAUAUGUAAGAUUUCGAUCAUUCAUCUAUGUUUCAUCACUCUUGUGGUUCACAUGCUUUUCUGUUGGAUUUGUUCCCAGAGACAAUUACCUUAUAGACUGUGGAUCACCCACCAAUACAUCAGUGGGUGAUCGCAUAUUUGUGGCCGAGCAAGCAGCUUCAACUUUCCUCAAGGCCCAACAAUACUUCUCAGCCAACACCACUGCCGCUGUGCCAAAAUCCCUCAGCACCCCUGCCGAAUUAUCGCUCUACCAAACAGCAACCAUCUUCACUGAGACCGCAAAAUACAUUUUCCCAAUCCACCGGAUGGGAAGACUCUGGAUCCGCCUCUAUUUCUUUCCAUUUGUUUUUGAAAGUUAUGACAUGAGUACUGCAACUUUCUCAGUUUCCACCCAAACUCACCUACUUCUUUCCAAUUUCAAUCCGAACAACAACACUUCCACUGUCAAAGAGUACUCCAUAAAUGUCACCACAGAUACGCUUUCCCUCACCUUCAUUCCUUCCAGCAAUUCAUUAGCCUUCUUAAAUGCCCUGGAAGUCGUUUCAACCCCUGAUGAACUUAUCAGUGACAGUGAUUACCGCGCUUUCUCAUCUCAGAACUUCAAAGGCCUUUCGGCUCAAGCAUUCGAGACACUUGUACGAGUGAACAUAGGUGGGCCAACAAUCCCCGCUCAAAAUGAUACGCUCUGCCGAACUUGGGCGGCUGACCAACAUUUCAUAAUUGAACCAAAUCCAGCCACAAAUAUAUCAAAUAUCACAGCUGUUAAGUAUGUAUCUGGCGGGUCAACACCUGAUAUUGCUCCAAAAUCUGUAUAUGGCACAGCCAUUGUAAUGAACUCAACAAUUGAUACCCAAACAAUUUAUUCAAAUAUUACAUGGGAGUUCAUCGUGGAUCCAGGAUUUCAGUACCUUCUACGGUUUCACUUUUGUGAUAUUGUGGGUGAAUCCCAAAACAAGAUCUCUUUUGAUAUUCAAAUUAAUUCCUGGGUUGUUGCUCGAGAUCCAGAUCUACAAGCUUUUAGAGAUGAAAUUAUGGGUGCUCCAUUUUAUCUAGAUGCUAUUACAGACCCACGUGAAAGCACAGCCCUUCCUGUAAGCAUCAUCCCUUUCUUCUUACGUGUAAAUAACCCCAUUUCCAUUCUCAACGGGCUUGAGAUCAUGAAAGUGAACAAUUCUAUGGGCAAUCUAAGUGCAAAAGUUUUGGACUCAAACCCUAACAAAGAUAAAAAAAAGGUUGGUGCGAUAGUGGGCGUGACCAUUGGAGUGUUUAUUAUAGCUUUUGCUACUAUACUUUUUUCUGUGGUUUGUAUAGAAAGAAAAAAAAGGGCGCCACAAGGAAAGUUAAAGAUAAAGAUUCCUGUCAGCACCACUAGAGCUGAGUGUGACUUGAACAUGGCAUAUCGCUUCCCCUUUGCUGCAGUUGAAGAGGCCACAAACAACUUUGACGAGGCCCAGGUGAUCGGAGUUGGUGGCUUUGGGAAGGUCUACAAAGGAGUCUUACAUGAUGGAACAAAAGUGGCAAUCAAGAGGUCGAGCCCUAAGUCUCAGCAGGGCCACACAGAGUUUUAUACCGAAAUUGAGUUGCUAUCACAGUUCUGCCAUCGUCAUUUGGUUUCACUGAUCGGGUAUUGUGAUGAAAGGAAUGAGAUGGUUUUGAUUUAUGAAUAUAUGGAGAAUGGGACCCUCAAGAGCCAUCUAUACGGCUCCGAUUUUCCCUGCCUGAGUUGGAAGCAGAGACUUGAGAUAUGUAUUGGAGCAGCCAGAGGUCUCCACUAUCUUCAUACUGGUUCUAUAAAACCAGUAAUACACCGUGAUGUGAAGUCAGCAAAUAUUUUGCUCGAUGAAAACCUCAUCGCUAGGGUUGCAGAUUUUGGCAUUUCAAGGAUGAUACAUAGGAAUGACCAGAUGCAUGUGAGCACGGCAGUGAGAGGGACAUUUGGUUACUUUGAUCCUGAAUAUUUUAGGAGACAGCGCCUAACAACAAAAUCUGAUGUGUAUUCAUUUGGAGUGGUUUUAUUUGAAGUUCUCUGUGCAAGACCUGUGUUAGAUCGGUCCCUUUCAGAGGAAAUGAUGAACUUAGCCCAAUGGGCAAUGAAGCAACAAAAGGCAGGACAAUUAGAACAAAUAAUAGAUCCUUAUCUCGUGGGAAAAGUAAAACCAAAUUCUCUCAAAAAAUUCGUAGACACAGCAGAGAAAUGCUUGGCCGACAUUAGUGUCAAUAGGCCUUCUAUGGAAGAAGUUUUGUGUUAUCUAGAGCAGGCACUUCAACUUCAAGAGGCUGCUAUUCUUCAAGUUGACAAUUUCAAUCAUAUCGAUCCUUGUGCCUGCUGUGAACAGUAUGAUGCAUCAAGUGGGUAUGAGUAUGAUCCAUCUGGUGUCUCCUUGCGCAUGUUGUUCUCUCCAGAUGGCGAAGUCUUAGGGUAA
Malania oleifera is the source of this 3186-nucleotide messenger RNA. RefSeq names its product probable receptor-like protein kinase At5g59700. The transcript has a single exon. The record is from RefSeq and is a predicted model, not a curated record. Gene Ontology annotation, biological process: protein autophosphorylation. Gene Ontology annotation, molecular function: ATP binding; transmembrane receptor protein tyrosine kinase activity. Gene Ontology annotation, cellular component: plasma membrane; plasmodesma. Bases 754 to 3186 code for a protein of 810 amino acids. Lineage: Eukaryota; Viridiplantae; Streptophyta; Magnoliopsida; Santalales; Ximeniaceae.